CUUCAAUAAAAGUGAUAGCUGAUAUGUUUACUUUAUUUAUUUAGUGCGAUGUGAUGUUAUCAAAAUUUUUGUUUGCUUUUCAGUUCUGUUUCAUUUAUUCCUCUAAUUUUAACUUGUAUUUUUGUGAAAACAUAAUCUAUGACCCAAUGGAGGGAAAUAGUAAACUCUAUUUUUUUAACACGCAACACGACAUCGCGAAGACGUUACAGUUGCUACUGCAAAGUAAAUAACUCGACGUAAACGAUUUCAUUCUUCAGUUUUGUUAAUAAAGAAAACGGAUUCCGAACGGAACCAGAAGAGCGUUGAUUCCGACAAGAAAUGAAUCUAAACGCAACACUCACGACGCCAUCUCAAAUACACACAACAGUUGCACGAAACGCUAGCGUUGUUAAAUUCGAGAACGACAGUGUAUUAUACAAUCUGGCAUGUGUCGUCAUUGCAUGCAUCAUCCUUAUUGUGAACGCAACUGUACUACUGCUCAUAUACAGCAAACCGAAGUUAUUACGAAGCCUGUCUAACAAAAUCGUACUUAGUUUAGUCGCUUCAGAUCUGCUCACUGGCGUUUGUAUGGUGCUUCAUGCCAUUCCAGUCAUUGUACCCAAUUUCGCCAAACCUAAACACUCGAGUGAUUUCUGUUUUCGUGUUGUCGUUGACAUAGUGACACUUUGGCUGCAGCUUGUCAGCAUGGGGAACUUGUGUCUGAUUAUAGCUGAACGCUACAUUGUACUCAUGUACCCGUACUCCAAAGAUAAAUACAUUAGCAAAAACAAAGUGUUGAUAAUCUUACAACUAAUAUGGCUGCUCUCGCUGUGUUACCCGUGUAUUCAACUAUGCUGGGUGUAUAAGGUACUAGAUGGUAAUUUUACUCGCGCAGAAGACAAAUCCAUAGCAAAAGCAGACUCCACUUUUUCGGCAGUCUCCAUUUUUGUUUUCGUAUUACUUCCUGUUCUAGUAUUAUUCUUCGUCUUCCUACGAAUGUUUCGGGAAAUCAGAAAGUUUCCAAACAUCGACGCCAUUAAGAAACAGAGAGAAGAGAAAAGAGUGGUGAUCAUUUUUGGCAUCAUGUACACGAUGUUCGUUCUGUUCGCUUUACCGUACUUUCUUGUACGACUCUUUCUAGACUUGCGUUUAACCAGUUUCCAAACGAUGAAACUCGCUACGCAAGUUGGUUACGUUUUAAAGCACUUUCCGCCAUUAUUAAACCCGUUUAUAUACGUGCUCAAUAAGCCGGACUUUAAACGAGAACUGCACCAUAAGAAGGAGACAGUCAGUAGGUACUUAACAUCAAAAGCACAGUUCACCAAAACAACAUCGUUCGCUUCAAGAAGAGCAAGCAAUGAAGCCGUCAUAGCCAAACUUCUCACGCAGGAGACCAACAACAACGCCUAUAACAAAAUCUUACUAAAAUUCGAGAAGUCGCACAAAUAUGGCGCUGUUCAAGUAUAAGGCGGCGUCACGCAGAAAAGACGUUAAAGUAUUUUUAAACGUACCUGUACAUACCUGUAAAUAACUUAAAGAGAAAUCAAACAAUACAAGAAUAGUAAACAUGUUUUUUUUUUUUUCAUCGCUCUGCUAUAGGAUCUAUUCUGGGUUUGAAGAUGACGGAGUUUAUAAAAAUGGAAUUUCCAUAUGCCCUAUUGGUGAAAAUCAAAACUUUUGAAACAAAAAGGGUCGAGAAUGGGUUGGUAGGUUGUAAUUCACGAGGGGUAUGGGGAGUGAAAAAAACAAAAAUGUCAAAACGUCGCAAACCCUAUUCUUCCUCCAGUUCUCUUUUUGGCGAUAAA
Hydractinia symbiolongicarpus is the source of this 1784-nucleotide messenger RNA. RefSeq names its product histamine H2 receptor-like. Gene Ontology annotation, biological process: G protein-coupled receptor signaling pathway. The transcript has 3 exons. The coding region runs from base 319 to 1446 and encodes 375 amino acids. Gene Ontology annotation, cellular component: membrane. Lineage: Eukaryota; Metazoa; Cnidaria; Hydrozoa; Anthoathecata; Hydractiniidae. The record is from RefSeq and is a predicted model, not a curated record. Gene Ontology annotation, molecular function: G protein-coupled receptor activity.